This is a messenger RNA of Adineta ricciae, 327 nucleotides long. NCBI's taxonomy places the organism in Eukaryota, Metazoa, Rotifera, Eurotatoria, Adinetida, Adinetidae. The record is from the annotation of a GenBank genome assembly.
AUGUCAUUGACGAAAAACGAUCCGAUUGAAAAAUCAAUUCAUACUCAGUUCAUCAAUGAAAUCUAUUUUUAUAUCGGUGUGAGCAUUUCUAUUCUAAUUCUAAUUUAUACUUCCAUUAAAAUAAUCAAAAAAUGCCAGAAAAAAGAACGAAGUAUUCAAUUAGCAACACCGAUGAUAGCAGUCGCUACAAUUCGAAGAAAUUCAUGCACACGACAGUCAUUAGCACCAAUUCGUCGAUCAAGUCUCAAUGUUCAGUUUCUUAUGGAAUCACGAACACGACGUCUGUGUCAAUCACGUCCAAGUGUAAUGUUGGAUUGUAAAGUUUAA